Molecule: messenger RNA, 2072 nt
Organism: Oryza sativa Japonica Group (Japanese rice)
Lineage: Eukaryota; Viridiplantae; Streptophyta; Magnoliopsida; Poales; Poaceae
Product: beta-1,2-xylosyltransferase XYXT1-like
Molecular function (GO): glycosyltransferase activity
Source: RefSeq, a predicted model, not a curated record
UCAGGUCUAGCCCUCCAAUUCCCAAAGACGAGACGACUUUUGUUAGUACUGUUUGCCUCCUCGUCCUCCUCCUCUUCCCUCCUCCAUGGUGCCGCACCCGCACAGCACCACACCACCUGCCUAGCGCCAAGCUCCAACAGAAGCCGCUAGCUUGAGGCAAGUCCAAGGAAGGGGGGAAGAGGCAGGAGGAUGGGAUCCCCCAAGAUGGCCAAGAGCGCGAUGAAGCAGGGCAUCUGGCGCCGGAGGAUCGGCGCGCCCUUCGCCGCCGUCCUCGUCGCCGCUGUCCUCGCCGUAGUCGUCUUCUCCGGCCAGUUCGCCAAGGGCCCCAACGCUUCCUCGCAAUUUGCUCCGGUACAAGUUGACAACACCCUGCGGCCCACGCGCGAUAAGCCGGUCUCCGCAGAUCAAGACUUGGAGAGAACGGUUUCUUCAAAGCUAGAAGGGGAGGACACUGAGCAAAUUAGACUUGAUGCAGAGGAUGGACAGUCUCCCAACAAAGAGGCAGCAAUCGAAGAGCAGAAACCAUCCCAGGCGGCUGCUAUUGAUCAGGAUGACAAUACCUUAAAUCCUGGGCUUAAACAAGCUUCUGGAGAUGAAAGGAGCGCAGGAGGAUCUGACUCAUUGAGCAAGGAAUCUCCUCCACAAAGUCAGGAAGGAGACGGAGGCACAGCAGAGUCAGGUGCGGAACCGUACAUCAAGUGUACGGCUCAAUCUGACAUAAAGAUCUGUGACCUCUCCAACCCCCGGUUUGACAUCUGUGAGCUGUGCGGCGAUGCUCGCACCAUUGGACAGUCCUCCACUGUUGUGUAUGUCCCACAGAACCGUGCUUCCAAUGGUGAAGAGUGGAUUAUCCGAGCACAGUCCCGAAAGCACCUUCCCUGGAUCAAGAAGGUGACCAUCAAAUCUGUGAAUUCCUCAGAACCAGAACCAAUAUGUACCUCCAAGCAUCACAUCCCAGCCAUUGUCUUCGCACUAGGUGGGCUAACAGCAAAUGUCUGGCAUGACUUCAGUGAUGUCCUUGUCCCACUGUUCCUUACUGCCCGUCAAUUCAACAGAGAUGUCCAGCUUAUCAUCACCAACAACCAGCCCUGGUUCAUCAAGAAGUAUUCUGCAAUCUUUAGCCGCCUCACGCGGCAUGAGAUUAUUGAUUUUGAUUCAGAUGGCCAGAUCAGGUGUUACCCACAUGUCAUUGUUGGUCUCAGGAGCCACCGAGACCUUGGCAUCGACCCAAGUUCUUCUCCCCAGAACUAUACAAUGGUAGACUUCCGGUUGUUUGUCCGGGAAGCCUAUGGACUGCCUGCAGCUGAAGUGGACAUACCCUAUAAGGCUGACAAAGAUGACCCUGACAAGAAGCCCCGGAUAAUGCUGAUUGACAGGGGCAAAUCCAGGAGAUUUGUCAACGUGGCACAUGUUGUACAAGGGCUGGAUUGGUUUGGUUUUGAGGUGGUCAAGGCCGAUCCAAAGAUCGAUUCUAACCUUGAUGAAUUUGUUCGCCUUGUUGACUCCUGCGAUGCAAUCAUGGGCGUGCAUGGUGCGGGCUUGACUAACAUGGUGUUCCUGCGGUCCGGGGGAGUGGUGGUGCACAUUGUGCCAUACGGGAUCAAAUUCAUGGCUGAUGGGUUCUAUGGUGCACCUGCACGGGACAUGGGUCUGAGACAUGUCGAGUACAGCAUCAGUCCAGAAGAGAGCACACUGCUGGAGAAAUACGGUUGGAACCAUACUGUUAUCAAUGAUCCUGAAACCAUCAGGAAGGGCGGAUGGGAGAAGGUUGCGGAGUUCUACAUGUCCAAACAGGACAUUGUGCUCAAUAUGACAAGGUUUGGACCUAGCCUGUUGAAUGCAAUAGAGUUCAUUAUGUAAGUUUGUGAAAUGAGGUUUUUGUGUUUGUUUUAGCUACAGCAUUCUACAGUCACGAAAAAAAUACACUUUUUUGUUGGCCAUAGGUGGAAUAGGUAUUGUUGUUUUAGUGCUGCUUCUGUAUAGGAUUGUCGGUGUUAGAUUUGAAUAACCAUGAUCAACUGUUACAGGAAAGAUGACAAUAAACCUGUGUGCUGAGUUUUCUUAGAGCCAAA